AUGGAAGGUAUUGACAACACUUCGGGUAAUGCUUCAUUGAAUGCUGUUGCUGGCACUUCAGAAAUGGUGGAUGAUGGUGAAACUACUGACAUAUGUCGAGUUUGUAGAAGUGCUGGUGAUAGUGCGCUAUAUUAUCCGUGUCUCUGCACGGGAAGCAUCAAAUAUGUUCAUCAGGAUUGUCUUCUAGAAUGGCUGAAAUAUAGCAAAAAGGAAGUUUGCGAAUUAUGUAGUCACAAAUAUUCUUUUCAACCUAUUUACCGAUCAGAUAUGCCUCAAACUUUACCACUUUCGGAAAUCAUACGAGGCAUUUUGUUUAACAUGGGGCGUAUAUUACGGUCUUGGGCAAUUUAUACGCUUGUGUUGGUUGCUUGGUUAGGUAUUGUACCAAUAACAGCUUGUCGCAUAUAUAGAAUAGUUUUUUCCGCUUCUUUGUCCAGUAUGCUAUCAUUGCCAUUUCAACUAUUCUCAUUAGACAAUUUGCUGGUCGAUUGUCUUAAAGGUUGCUUUAUUGUUUCGAUUUUUCUAUGCGCUUUUAUAUCACUUGUUUGGUUACGCGAGCAAAUUAUUCAUGGUGGUCCACAGGAAUGGCUUAACGUAGAAGACGUUGCUAGAGGCGCGAAUGCGGAGAAUGCGUUAGAUGGUAACAUUGAUGCUAUGGUUGGUGAAGCAAGGGCCGAAAUUGCUAAUAAUGAUAUGGAAGAAGGAGAAAUAGAAGAGCGAGGAGAUGAAGUGGAGCAAGGUCAAGAUAUCGCAGUUCAGGAUCAGGCUGAUAAUGACAACUGGAGAGAGUGGGAAAGAGUAGCGGAUGAAUUAACUUGGCAGAGGCUUCUUGGCUUAGAUGGAUCACUCUUGUUUCUUGAACAUGUUUUCUGGGUCAUUUCGCUGAAUACCUUAUUUACUGUAUUAUUUGCAUUCUUGCCUUAUCAACUUGGUCAUUUUUUUCUGAAAACUAUCGGGUUAGCAGCUCGAAUUGCGUAUUUUCCGACGCUUACAUCUGUGCUCCUCGGAUACUUCAUUCUUAGUUUAAUUGUUCGUUGUCUUCAUAUUACAGCGAAAAUCUCCAGAUUAGCUCCAAUGUAUCGAAUACUGGGAAUGUGUUAUCUUGUCCUGAAAGUUUUUCUCCUCGUACUGACCGAAAUUGGUUUCUUUCCGAUAAUAUGCGGUUGGUGGUUAGACAUCUGUUCGCUGCCUCUGUUUGCUUCAAGUUUGUCGCGCCGUAUGUCUUCGUUUAUGGUAUCACCAACAUCAUCUCUUUUCAUGCACUGGCUUAUUGGUAUGGUUUAUGUUUUCUAUUCGGCUUCUUUUGUGUUGGUUCUACGUGAAGUGCUUCGUCCAGGCGUCCUUUGGUUUUUAAGAAAUUUAAAUGAUCCAGAAUUCAACCCAAUUCAAGAGAUGAUUGAACUCCCGGUCUUACGACACCUAAGGCGACUUAUUGCAUCAACGUCAAUCUUCUUUACAACAAUUCUGCUUCUAGUUUAUGUUCCGCUUUGUUUCAUAACGCGCUAUAUACCAUCUGUACUGCCAUUCAAUUUGAGUUUGGCUGCCGAAACUCCUCUUAGCGAACUGUCCUUGGAACUACUUGUUUUACAGGUAGUACUUCCAGCUCUACUUGAACAGACUCACGCACGAACGAUCUUGAAGACAGUUGUACGCACUUGGUGUUGUAUUUUUGGCCGACUGCUUCAAUUAGAGCAUUAUUUGUUACCUAUGGAGGAAAACGAGAAUGAACGUCAGCGACGCGAACAACCACCAGCCCAACCAGUAGCUGGAUUAGGCUUGGCUGCUCAACAUCAAGCUUUACUUCUUGUUCGAGAACCACAGGGAUUUCAAGCCUAUAACAAACCGUCACAUUUUUCGCUUCGAGUUAUUGCUUUGCUCAUAGCUCUUUCACUUACGUCGAUGUUCACCAGUAUCAUGUUUUGCGUGAUACCGGUGACAUUUGGACGUUUUAUAGUGCACCGAAUAUCAGGUCAUACGAAUACCCACGAUUUAUACACAGUAGCGGCUGGACUGUACGGUUGCUGGAUCCUGCUGAAAUUAUUUUUCUUAGUUCUUGAAUAUGCUCCUCAAGGGACGUUCUUCUUAUUCUCAGCUUUUCGUAAUAUGGCACUUACAGCUGUUAAACUGUGUGCUGUAUCUGUUCCGAUUUUAAUAGUAAUACCACUUCUCGCUGGAAUAUCUUUCCAUCUAGCUGUAAUCAGUCCAAUACGUAAUGCACCAUACCAAACAUCACUUCUUUUUCCAUGGCAACACUGGGCAAUGGGUAUCCUGCAUUGUAAAAUAUUUUGUGCAGCUGUGAUGAUGGGGCCUAACUGGUGGAUGAAGCAUGUGUUUGAGCAGUUAUAUGCUGACGGCAUUCGUGGCUUGCGUGUUCAUUAUUUGUAUAAGCAGCUGGUUGCGCCAAUUCUUGCUUGCUUGUCAAUGUAUCUCUCGGCGCCACGUGUUGUCUGUUCAUUAAUUUCUAUGGCCAUAAAUGUUUCAAACGAAGAACAAAUUGUAUUUUUGCGUUAUUCAUACCCGGCUACGCUGCUCUGCGUGUUUUGCGUUUAUUUCGUUUAUUGGCAAUGCACAAAGCUUAAGGCUUUGGCGGAGAAAAUUCGAAAUGACAAGUAUUUGGUAGGAACUCAGUUAGUCAACUAUGAAAGAAAUCAGAUGGAAUUCAAUCACUAA
This is a messenger RNA of Cercopithifilaria johnstoni, 2670 nucleotides long. The record is from the annotation of a GenBank genome assembly. Lineage: Eukaryota; Metazoa; Nematoda; Chromadorea; Rhabditida; Onchocercidae.